Molecule: messenger RNA, 1766 nt
Organism: Pelobates fuscus (common spadefoot toad)
Lineage: Eukaryota; Metazoa; Chordata; Amphibia; Anura; Pelobatidae
Gene: HOXA2
Product: homeobox A2
Exons: 2
Coding region: 625-1734 (369 amino acids)
Biological process (GO): regulation of transcription by RNA polymerase II
Cellular component (GO): nucleus
Molecular function (GO): RNA polymerase II cis-regulatory region sequence-specific DNA binding; DNA-binding transcription factor activity, RNA polymerase II-specific
Source: RefSeq, a predicted model, not a curated record
UCUCUAGGUAAAGUGCAGCAAAUGAUUGUAAAUUCUGUUUGAGUGAAACGCCUUAUUUAUCUUUAUUGGUAGGGUCUUUGGUGUCAAAACUUAGAAGAUUAAUGGAUUACAUUGUUAAUGACUUAAGGCGUCAGAUUUGGGUUCUUAAAUGAUUUGUGAGGCUUAGAACGCCUUUCUGGUAGAAACAAUGCAAAGGGACAGGAGUUACAAGCAGGGGCAGGCAAGAGAAACCAAACAACACACAAAUAUAAAAUAUAUAUAUUUCAUAAGGUUCUACAUUCUCCUGCAUGUAAAUAAAACCUUGCUGGCUUACAAUGAGGCGUUCCUUCAAGACUUUUUUUUUUUUCUGGAUCAAUCACACAGACAGUGGCUUCUUUUGAUUAAACCCCAAAUUGUCAUUGGGCAGGAGCAAUCAUGUGACAGCCAAUUCGGUCCAAUUUCAACCUUGUCUCCAUGAAUUCAAUAGUUUAAUAGUAGCACAGUCCCCAUACGGCUGUAAUCAGUGAAUUAGAAAAAAAAACUGCAAAGGAUUUUUAUGAUUUUUUUUUUUUACUUCAUUGUUGCAGGGCCUUUAAACCUAAAAGUAGGGGCUAACUUUUUUAAAAAGGCUUUGAGGAGAGGGCCAUGAAUUACGAAUUUGAGCGAGAGAUUGGUUUUAUCAAUAGUCAGCCGUCGCUUGCUGAGUGUCUGACAUCUUUCCCCCCUGUCGGUGAUACAUUUCAAAGUUCAUCAAUCAAGAAUUCUACGCUUGCACACCCGACACAUAUUCCUCCUCCUUUUGAGCAGACCAUACCCAGCUUGAAUCCAAGCAGCCACCCUCGCCACAGCCGACCCAAACAGAGCCCAAAUGGGAGCAGUGGUAGCCCAGUGCCAGCAGGAUCCCUGCCUCCGGAGUACCCCUGGAUGAAGGAAAAAAAAGCCUCCAAAAAGCUUCCUUUGCCUCCAGUCUCUGCUGUCCCCACCAACACUGCAGCAUGCCUCAGCCACAAAGAAAUCAUUGAAAUUCAGGACAACAGCAGCUCAGGAUCCAGGAGACUGAGGACAGCUUACACUAACACUCAGCUUCUAGAGUUAGAAAAGGAAUUUCAUUUCAACAAGUAUCUGUGCAGACCAAGGCGAGUAGAGAUUGCUGCUUUGCUGGAUUUAACCGAGAGGCAAGUAAAAGUCUGGUUUCAAAACAGGAGAAUGAAGCACAAAAGACAGACCCAGUGUAAGGAGAAUCAGAAUGGAGAGGGGAAAUUUAAAAACCUGGAAGACUCUGAAAAGAGUGAAGAUGAUAAGGAAAAGUCUCUGUUUGAGCAAGCCCUGAAUAAUGUCUCUGGAGCUUUGCUAGAAAGGGAAGGGUACAGUUUUCAGCAAAAUGCUCUGUCCCAGCAGCAGGGUCAGAACUCACAUAAUGGAGAUUCUCAAAGUUUCCCAGUUUCCCCACUAUCCAGCAAUGACAAAAAUCUGAGACAUUUUCAACAUCAAUCACCCACUGUUCCUAACUCUUUAUCAACAAUGGUACCAGAGUGUGCAGCUGGGCUCAGCAACGACAGCCCAGAUACCUUAGAUGAUGUUGCAUCUCUCACCGACUUCAAUGUAUUUUCCACAGAUUCCUGCUUACAGCUUUCAGACACAGUAUCUCCCAGUUUACCAGGAUCUCUCGAUAGUCCAGUAGACAUUUCUGCAGACAGUUUUGAUUUUUUCACAGAUACAUUUACCACAAUCGACUUGCAACACCUCAAUUACUGAAACAUCCUAAGAUUAAACUGUAUUAUCCCCCC